CUCCAGCUUCUCUACACCUCCCUCUUUAGCUCCUUCUCCCUCCCUCCCUCUCUCUCUCUCUCUCUCUCUCUCUCUCUCUCUCUCUCUCUCUCUCUCUCUCUCUGAUACACUCUCACACUCGCAGGCGUCCGGCUUCACACACGCCAGGAUCUUCCCACUCUACCUGACCGCUCUAUAUGUGGCACAGCAGACUCCUACGCUGCCGUCCGUCCUGACGGAGGAGGAGAAGAAGAUACAGAGAGAGAAAGAGAGAGAGAUACAGAGAGGGAGGGAAGACUGCCGCAGCUGUCCUACAGCGCGUGGAACUACAGCUCUCUAUCCGUCCUCUCCGCUGCUCUCCUCUCCUCUCCUCCCUUAUCCUCUCUUUUUCAUCAUGAACCUGCUCUUAUCUGGUUGCUAAGGAGGUGAGAUCGAGCUCGGAAGAGGAAGUGCACACGGCGGGAAUUUGUUGCUAAGGCCCUGAGCUGCAGUCACAUCAUCAUGGAGGAGGAACGAGCCGAGAGCGCGGCACAGGAAGAGCAGGAGCAGGAAGAGACGGCGCAGACGGCGGAGACAGCAGGGAAGGCAGAGACGCCAGAGACGCCAGAGACGCCAGAGACGCCAGAGACGGCAGGGACGGCAGGGACGGCAGAGUCGUCAGAGAUGGCAGGGACGGCAGGGACGGCAGAGUCGGCAGAGUCGGCAGAGUCGGCAGAGUCGGCAGAGUCGGCAGAGUCGGCAGAGUCGGCAGAGUCGGCAGAGUCGGCAGAGAUGGCAGGGACGGCAGGGACGGCAGGGACGGCAAAGACACUGGGGAUGACGAGGACUGCAGGAACAGAUCCUGAGGAGGACUCGCCAAACAUGAUCGUUUACAGGAAGAUUGAAAGCAUAAUCACCAGAAUCCAGGAUGAAACUGAUGGUGUGCCCAUCAGAACCGUCAAGAGCUUCAUGUCAAAGAUUCCCAGCGUGGUCACAGGUUCAGACAUCGUUCAGUGGCUGAUGAAGAAUCUUUCCAUUGAGGAUCCUGCGGAGGCUUUGCACAUUGGGAGCUUGAUCGCUGCUCAGGGAUACAUCUUCCCCAUCUCGGACCACGUGCUUACCCUGAAGGACGACGGCACCUUCUAUCGCUUUCAGGCUCCCUACUUUUGGCCAUCAAAUUGCUGGGAGCCAGAAAACACAGAUUAUGCCAUUUAUCUGUGUAAGAGAACAAUGCAGAACAAGACUCGGCUGGAGCUAGCGGACUAUGAAGCGGAGAACCUGGCGAGGUUACAGCGAGCGUUCUCCAGGAAAUGGGAGUUCAUCUUCAUGCAGGCCGAGGCUCAGGUUAAGAUUGACCGGAAGAAGGAUAAGACGGAGAGGAAGAUCCUGGACAGUCAGGAGCGAGCGUUCUGGGACGUUCACAGGCCAGUGCCUGGCUGUGUCAAUACCACUGAAAUGGACAUAAGGAAGUGUCGCCGCAUGAAAAACCCACAACGAGUCAAGAAGUCAGUGUACGGUGUGGCAGAAGACACACAGACACAGAGUCCUGCACACACACACUCACAGCAAAACAGGAAGGACACUAAGGAGGACGUUGAGAAGGAGAUUUUAUUCCUGAACACUCAGCUGGACCGACACUGCAUGAAAAUGUCCAAAGUGGCAGAAACGCUGAUAAGCUACACUGAGCAGUACCUGGACUACGACCCGUUUGUGUCUCCCCUGGAGCCUUCCAACCCCUGGAUCGGUGAUGACAUCACUUUCUGGGAGAUGGAGGCCAGCAAAGACCCAAGCCAGCAGAGGGUUCGGAAAUGGGGCUUUUCUUUAGACGAGGCUUUGAAGGAUCCGGUCGGACGGGACCUGUUCCUCAAGUUCUUGGAGUCUGAGUUCAGCUCAGAGAACCUGCGAUUCUGGUUGGCGGUGCAGGAUUUGAAGCGGCGCCCCCUGCAGGAUGUUCCCGCUAGGGCUCAGGAGAUCUGGGAGGAGUUUCUUGCUGAAGGUGCUCCAAGCGCCAUAAAUCUGGACUCACACAGUUAUGAGAGAACCAGUCAGAAUCUCAAAGACUCCGGACGCUACAGCUUCAAGGACGCACAGGAUCACAUCUACAAGCUGAUGAAGAGCGACAGCUACACCCGGUUCUUACGCUCCAGCACUUACCAGGACCUCCUGCUUGCCAGAAAGAAGCCUGAAAGUGAGCAGGGUCGCCGUACGUCUCUGGAGAAAUUCACCCGCAGCGUGGGUAAGUCUCUGACGGGGAAGCGUCUGACAGGCCUCAUGCAGUCCUCCUGACGAGCCCCGGGCCAUGAUUAACCUUGUUAUAUCGAAGAAGCAGAGGAAGCAGCACGAUGGUGUGCAGCGAUACAGCAGAAGCACAGGACAUCUGCUCCACCUCGAUGGCGUAGCCACAGACUACGGCAUGCAAUAAGUCAACAAAAACCUUACAAACAUGGACUGUCUGUAUUUAACCAGAUUAUAUCUAAACCUCUGAUAUGAGAUAACAACAAAAGACAACGCAUAUGAAUGUCAGGUUUUUUUUU
Messenger RNA from Tachysurus fulvidraco (yellow catfish), 2492 nucleotides. It is a transcript of the gene rgs6, whose product is annotated as regulator of G protein signaling 6. Gene Ontology annotation, biological process: intracellular signal transduction; regulation of G protein-coupled receptor signaling pathway; G protein-coupled receptor signaling pathway. The transcript is spliced from 18 exons. The record is from RefSeq and is a predicted model, not a curated record. Bases 481 to 2244 code for a protein of 587 amino acids. NCBI's taxonomy places the organism in Eukaryota, Metazoa, Chordata, Actinopteri, Siluriformes, Bagridae.